This is a messenger RNA of Zingiber officinale, 624 nucleotides long. Its product is annotated as pentatricopeptide repeat-containing protein At2g41080-like. The transcript is spliced from 4 exons. The record is from RefSeq and is a predicted model, not a curated record. The coding region runs from base 1 to 624 and encodes 207 amino acids. Gene Ontology annotation, molecular function: RNA binding; protein binding. NCBI's taxonomy places the organism in Eukaryota, Viridiplantae, Streptophyta, Magnoliopsida, Zingiberales, Zingiberaceae. Gene Ontology annotation, biological process: RNA modification.
AUGUACCUCAAACUUGGCCGGGUCCCCGCCGCCCGCGCCGUGUUUGACGCAAUGGCAUGUCGAAACGUGAUGUCCUUCAACAUCCUCAUCGGCGGCCUCAUCCACAACGGGGACAUCAACGCUGCCCGCAAGCUGUUCGAUGAAAUGCCAGAGAGGAACCUCGCCACCUGGAACGCCAUGAUUGCCGGGCUGGCUCACUUCGAGCUCGACGAGGAGGGACUCGAGUGCUUCCUGAGGUCGAGGAGGGAGGGCCUGCGUCCCGAUGAGUUUGGUUCUGGUCGCCAAAUCCAUGCCUUCGUGGUUAUCAAUGGGUUUGAGCAGGACAUGUGUGUUGGGAGCUCUCUAGCUCACAUGUACAUGAGAAGUGGUCAUCUUGAAGAAGGAGAAAGGGUUCUGAGAGGAUUGCCUUUCCUCAAUGUGGUCUCUUGCCAUACUGUGAUUGCAGGAAGAGCACAAAAUGGGGACCCUGAAGGGGCCUUCCACCAUUUCAUCCUCAUGAAGAAUGUCGGAUUGUUGCCAGACCAUAUUUCUUUAAUGGAGAAUUGCUAUUUUUAUGCCUCUGAAUCCAGGAAAUUAGAAGAACAGCAGCAACAGGAAGGUCCUGACUUCUCCCAUUACAAUUAG